AUGCUAUCUAGAUAUAAUAUUAAUGGGCGUACAAUUUAAGAAGAAAAGUUGUUAUCUGAAGGAGGGUAUGGCUAUAUACUAAAAGCAAUUGAUGUAAAUACCAAAGAAGUUUUUGCAUUGAAAAAAUCUUAUUGUUAAGGAGAAGAGAGAACUUAAGUAGCAAGGAAUGAAUUAGAAAUUAUGGUAUAAAAAUUCAAAUUUUAACCAGAAACGUUUGCCUAGACAUCCAAAUUUGGUCAAUUUCAUGGGUGGCACAUUUGUAUAAGAGAAAGGAUAACAUGUAUGUUUGAUUCUAAUGGAAUUCUGUGGUGGUGGAAGCUUAUUUGAUUUGAUGGCUAAAGAUCCAAAUUCAAGAUUUCCAGAAGAAUAACUUUUAGGCUAUAUGAGAGUAUAUAUGUUUAAUUGAAAUUCUCUUAGGAAAUUACAUAAGGCAUUAAGUGUUUGCAUACUUUACAACCACCUAUGGCUCAUAGGGAUAUAAAAAUAGAGAAUGUGUUAUUUUAAAACGGAAGAUGUAAAUUAUGUGAUUUUGGAUCUGCUAGUACUUAAAGAGUUGAUUUAAGGUUAGUAUUAUAAACUAUUAUUAUUAGUUAAAUCAGAUAGUCUGAUUUCAUAAUUUAUGAAGAAGAAUGGGAAAAAAAUACAACUUUAAUGUAUAGACCUCCAGAAAUGGCUGACUUGUUUUUGAGAUAUGAUGUAGGAGAAAAAGCUGAUAUUUGGAUGUUAGGAUGUGUAUUAUACACAUUGUGUUUUUUUAUACAUCCCUUUUAAGAGAGCUCUAAAUUAGCCAUCUCCACUGCUACAUAUAAUAUACCUAAAUAGCAUAGAUAUUCAGAUAAAUUGAUUGAUUUUAUUAGACUUAUGCUUACUCCUGAUCCAAAAUUAAGACCAUCUAUAUUUGAUGUUGAAAGAAUUCUAGCUCAAUUCCAUUCAUUACCAUAUAUAUAAUUAAAUGUAAUAAUUUGAAGUAAAUUUUAGGCUUAAGCAAUAGAAAUAAAAAAUAGAGAAUAAAAAUUAGAAUAAGAAAUGGAAUAAUAUAAUAAAAAUAGUUUCAAAGUUAAGAAAUUUGAUGGUGAUAUUCCAAUUGAUGAAUUAAUGAAUUUACAAAAAAAGAUUUAAACAGAAAAAACUUAAUUUAAAUAGCAAUAAUAAUAAUAAGUUCGAUAACCUUAAUAAUAAUAUGUGUAGAGAUAAUAAGUGUAAUAAUUAUAACAAUAAUAAAGAUAAUAAUAAUAAUAAUAAUUUCAGCCAUUUUCUGGAUUUAAUUAAUAAUAACAAUAAUCAAAAUCAUCAUAAGAUAUUUUUGCUUAAUUUAGUAAUCCUCAAUAAGGUUUUAGUACUAACAAUGCUUGGGAUAAUCCAAAUUAAUGGGUUUAACAAUAAUCUACUCAAUAAGCUUUUGAUAAUUUUGGAUUUGUUUCAACAUCUCAUUCUCCAAGUCCAAAUCCUUUUUAAUGGGAUUCCCAAUUUAAUUAACCUUAAUAAUAAUAAUAAUAAUAAUAAUAAUAAUAAUAAUAAUAACAUUAAGUACAAUAAAUGUAAAUUAAUUCAUUUUCUACAUCUCCAGCUAAUAGUGCCUGGGAUAUGACUACUAAUUAUACUGAAUAAUCACAUUAAUCUACUUAACCAUCCACGAAUUUCUGGAUUGGAAAUAGUUAAUAACAAUUUGGUGUUCAAACUACCUAAAUACAAUCUUAAUAAUUACCUCUAAAUCCUCAAUAAGAAACAAUUGAUUUAAUAGGAUUAGAUGAACCAUAACCUUAAUAAUAAUAAUAUGAUUUAUCAAAUAUAAUAUUAUGA
Molecule: messenger RNA, 1800 nt
Organism: Paramecium primaurelia
Lineage: Eukaryota; Ciliophora; Oligohymenophorea; Peniculida; Parameciidae
Source: the annotation of a GenBank genome assembly